Pygocentrus nattereri (red-bellied piranha) is the source of this 1948-nucleotide messenger RNA. RefSeq names its product hematopoietic death receptor (gene hdr). NCBI's taxonomy places the organism in Eukaryota, Metazoa, Chordata, Actinopteri, Characiformes, Serrasalmidae. Gene Ontology annotation, cellular component: cell surface; plasma membrane. The transcript is spliced from 11 exons. Gene Ontology annotation, biological process: positive regulation of apoptotic process; TRAIL-activated apoptotic signaling pathway. Gene Ontology annotation, molecular function: protein binding. The coding region runs from base 247 to 1491 and encodes 414 amino acids. The record is from RefSeq and is a predicted model, not a curated record.
GCUCAUCUGUUGUUUACCGAGAGCUGAGUGAGAGGCAGAGAGGCAGAGUAAGAGAGACAGAGAGGCAGAGUAAGAGAGAGCCAGAGAGAGAGAGAGAGAAGUCGAAUAAUUUCACUAAAUAGUCGACAAUGUAGCUUCCAGAGGCGGAACUCUACUAGAAAUGCUCACUGCAGCCUCGACCAGCGGAGCUUUCUGAUCUUUGGAGUGGUUUAUAUCCCCGCAGCAUGAAGCUAACGAGCAGCCUGCAUGAAGCUAACAGAUGACCUGGUUCCGUUACUGAUUUGGAUCCUGCAAUGUGUGGCAGCUGGUCUAGCCUGGCCUUCAGGGGCCAGCAGGAACAGAACGGGAAGAGAAGUUACCUGCAGAGAAGGCCUGGAGUACCCACACGCGGGCAUCUGCUGCCUUAACUGCCCAGCUGGUACCUACGUCAAACACUCCUGUAGCAGAGCUUCUGAGAGAGGGAUCUGUGAGACUUGUGACUUCGGGUCAUACACUGAGCAUGAAAAUGGACUGCAUAAGUGCUUACCGUGUAGCAGUUGUCGGUCAGAUCAGGACCUUGUCGGGCAAUGCACCAGCACCCAAAACACCCAGUGCCAGUGUAUGAAGGGUCUUUUCUGCCUGCCUGAACAAGCCUGUGAGGUCUGCAAGACAUGCAGCAAAUGCGCUGAAGAUGAGGAGGUGGAGAAGAGCUGCACAGCCAGCUCUAACACGGUCUGCAGGAAGAAAAAAGGCUCGGCUCGUUCAUCCAUAGCUGGACCCAUCACUGCUGUGGUGCUCUCCCUCAUGAUUUUGCUGCUCAUGGUCAUCCUGUACUGGAAGGCUCCUACAUGGAGUAAAAGAGCAGUGGACUCAUGCUGCCCAGGAGGAAUUCUGAUGAAGAAAAGCGGCAGCGACUCUGUGGAGACGAGACAGAACGGCCUCAACUCUGCACUGGAGGACAGUGUGCCGCUCCAACCCUUCAUCGUCCCUUCAUCGAGUCAGUCGGUGGGUGCCUGGACCCCUGUCUGUGUGGAUUUGGUGGAGGAAGAGGACCGGGGGCUGGGAGACAGCCUCCCCACCACCACCACCUCCUCCCAAAACAGCCUAUGUGUGUGCGUCCAGCCCAGCGAGCCCUGCCCUGCCCGCUACAGCCCAGCACUGCCCUGCCCGCCUCCCGCUCUGGAAAAUGAAAAGCUAAGAAGACUCAUUCCUUUGAAUGGGGAAGAGUCGCUGAAGAAGAGCUUCGACCUCUUCGAAGAGAUAGACGUGCACUAUCACAACCGCUUCUUCAGGCUCCUCGGCCUCAGCGACAACGCCAUCACGAGCGCGGAGUCUCUGUCGGUGGAGGAGCGGGUCUACCAGCUGCUGAGGGUCUGGAUGGAGAAAGAAGGCAUGAAGGCGGAUUUCAACACGCUUGUCGAGGUGCUGCUGAGACUCAACCAGAGACUGUCUGCAGAAAACAUCAUCACCAGAGCCAUCAGUAACGCUUAUUACGCAUAUGAAGAUGAAUGAAGACUUAUUGAGGGGGGGGGGGGGGGGGGGUUCGUUUUUUUUCUUUUUUUCUUUUCCCAAAUAAUUUACGUAUGUUUAUUUCAUCUGGUCGAGCACUGUGGCCUUGUUUGAAUAGCAAAAAUAAUUUAAGUAUUUAUUAUUUUGUACGCUGUGCUUUUCUUGAAUGUGCGUCAGCCGAUCAGAACAAAUGUUAACGUAGAUGUACUGACUGUGAAGCAGCCGACUGAAUGAUCUGCUGACCUCUUUACCAGUGACUGUUAUUAGUCAAUGAUGUGAAAAACUCACCCGAAGGUCUGACUGUGAGACAGUUUGAAUUGAUUCUGAUUAGCGUAUGGAAAAUUGCUUAUGUUUGCUGCAUAUGAGCCUUUGUUACAGUAUUAAAAUGCUUUUGUGCCUUACUGCUCAACAUGUGCGUAUGUUGGAAGCACAAAUAAAGUUAUUUUUUGAUAAGAUCAAA